Molecule: messenger RNA, 776 nt
Organism: Cololabis saira (Pacific saury)
Lineage: Eukaryota; Metazoa; Chordata; Actinopteri; Beloniformes; Belonidae
Product: C-type lectin domain family 6 member A-like
Exons: 6
Coding region: 36-776 (246 amino acids)
Source: RefSeq, a predicted model, not a curated record
CAUGUGUGGAUGUAAGUUUCUCUGUUUGAAAUAUCAUGGGACUCGAUAAUGGAUCAGCUCUGAUAGAGGGAGAAGCUCUUGAAACAUCCACAGGUUCACUCAGUCACUACAGACAGCUGACUCAUUACUUAUCUCUGCUGUGUUUUCUGAUCACCCUGGUCACUCUGCUGCUGACGCUCUGCUUGGUUCAGAUCAACAUCAUGUUUCAGUCGCAGUCGGCUCUGCAGGAAACCAAACUGAGAGACCUGACAAACGAGUUGGAGAUGCUCAACCGCUCACACCAGCUCCUGUUCACCCAGUAUCCAGCUCUGAAUCAGUACUGCCCCGUCAGCAACUCCACCACUGGUGAGAGAAAGUGCAGGCCGUGUCUGGACGGCUGGGUGAGUCAGGGCCAGAAGUGUUUCCUGUUCAGCCAGAGCCGAGCAGACUGGAUCAGCAGUCAGUACCGCUGCAUGGCACUAGGGGGAGCUGUGGCCCUGGUGAAGACGGAGGAAGAGCAGGAGUUUCUGUUUAAAAUGGCCCAGAGUUUGAGCCAGGGAGACUCGUACUGGCUCGGCCUGAGGAGCAGCGGCGACGGGGCCUGGCAGUGGAGCGACGGCUCCCCGGUGGAGAAAUCACCACAGUUUUGGGAACGUCAGCCAGAUAAAGCGGGAGAUGGGAAGGAGCUGUGUGGUCGACUCAGUCCCGGGGACAAAUACUGGAGGAGCUGGCUGGUUUACAAAUGUUCCAGCCAGCUGAAAAGCAUCUGCGAGAGGAGGACGGCCAGUCUGCAGUGA